Molecule: messenger RNA, 3877 nt
Organism: Vigna unguiculata (cowpea)
Lineage: Eukaryota; Viridiplantae; Streptophyta; Magnoliopsida; Fabales; Fabaceae
Product: receptor-like protein EIX2
Molecular function (GO): protein binding
Source: RefSeq, a predicted model, not a curated record
UAUUUUUAUUUUAUUAAUUUUGUAAUUAGAGACUGAAGUCGUCGUCUCCACUUCUAUGGUACUUUGUUUGGUGAGUUAGGGAUGGAUGAAGUGUUAUAUAUAUGGUUAUAGACAGAGCUAAACUCACAGUGCCAUAUUGAGUGUGUUUGUUCCAAUACCUUCCCUUUGUGACGAUGAGGAAUCCAGUUGGUCUUAAAUUCAUGAUGUUUAUGUUCAUGAUGUUUAUGUCGUGUCUGGUGUCGCAGUUUGUUUAUGGUGAAGAAGAGGAUGUAAGAUGCAUAGAAAGAGAGAGGGAAGCACUUCUCCGAUUCAAAGCUUCCAUUGUAGAUCGCUAUGGCAUGCUCUCUUCUUGGACCACUCCCCACUGUUGCCAGUGGGAGGGAAUUCGCUGCAGCAACCUCACAGGCCAUAUUCUAAUGCUCGAUCUGCAUGGAGAAGUUCAUCUAGAAAUUACUUUCAAUUUUUACAUUGAAUUUUCGUCAGAACGUUAUAUGAGCGGAGAGAUCCACAAGUCGUUGAUGGAGUUGCGACAAUUACAGUAUUUGAACCUCAGUUCCAAUUAUUUUCCAGACACUAAUAUUCCAGAGUUCAUUGGCUCUCUUACCAACUUGAGAUACCUCGAUCUUUCAUCUUGUGGUUUUGACGGAAAAAUUCCAACCCAAUUUGGCUCUCUUUCUCAUUUAAAAUACUUGAAUCUUGCUUCGAAUUAUCUGGAGGGUUCAAUCCCUCUUCAGCUUGGAAGUCUCUCCCAGUUACAAUAUCUUGACCUCCGUUUCAAUUAUUUGGAGGGGAAUAUACCAAUUCAACUGGGAAAUCUCUCCCAGUUACAAUAUCUUGAUCUCAGUUUCAAUGGUUUGCAAGGGAAUAUACCAAGUCAACUUGGAAACCUUUCAAACUUACACGAGCUCUAUAUUGGAAAUGACGGUCUCAGAAUUGGUGAUGGAGGUCAGUGGUUAUCUAAUCUCAUUUCUUUGACUCAUCUUUACAUAUUCAGAAUAUCAAAUCUUAAUAGUUCUCAUAGUUGUCUCCAAAUGAUCGGUAAGCUACCAAAAUUAAGGGAACUGAGUUUACAAGAUUGUAGCCUUUCUGAUCAUUUUUUCCUUUCGUUGAGGCCAUCUGAAUUCAAUAUUUCUGCUUCCCUCUCGGUCCUUGAUCUUUCCCAAAACACUUUCAUAUCACCAAUGAUAUUUCAGUGGGUGUCAAACUUCACUCCCAGCCUUGUUGAACUUGAUCUUAGUCAUAAUCUCUUGGAGGGUUCUGUACCAAAUCACUUUGGUUUGGUAAUGAAAUCACUUGAGCACCUUAACCUCUACUCUAACAGAUUCAAGGUUGAAGUUUUCCAAUCUUUCAUGAAUAUAUGCACCUUAAAUUCUUUACACAUGGGUGGAAACAAUUUGAACCAAGGUCUUUCAUCAAUUCUUCACAAUUUGUCUACUUCUUGUGCUACAUAUUCACUAGAAGAAUUGGAUCUAAGAUUUAACCAAAUCAAUGGUUCUUUCCCAGAUUUCUCCAUAUUCACAACUUUGAAAAGAUUAGAUCUUUUUGGUAAUCAAUUAUCUGGGAAGAUACCUGAAGGCAUAUUACCAUCUCGAUUGGAGUCAUUGUCACUCCCAUUCAACUCUUUAGAAGGUGAAAUUCCAAAGUCAUUUGGAAAUACAUGCACCUUACGCUCAUUGGACAUGUCCUCUAAUAGAUUGAGUGGAGAGUUUGCAUUGAUAUUUCAAAACUUGUCUGGAUGUGCUAAAAACGUGCUACAAGAUUUGAAGUUGGAUGGAAAUAAUAUCAAUGGUACAUUUCCUGACCUUUCAGGAUUUUCAACCCUGAAAAUAUUGGAUCUUUCAGAAAAUCAAUUAAGUGGAGAGAUACCAGAAGGUAACCAAUUGCCAUCUCAGUUGGAGUCUCUCUCGGUUAAAUCAAACACUUUAGAAGGUGGAAUUCCAAAAUCAUUUGGCAAUGCAUGUGCUUUGCGGUUGUUGGACUUGUCUAACAAUAGCUUAAGUGAAGAGUUUCCGGUAAUAGUUCACCACUUAUCUGGGUGUACUAGAAAUUCAUUGGAAAUCUUAAGUCUAUCCAUGAAUCAAAUCAAUGGUACAUUACCCGACUUAUCUAUUUUCUCAUCUUUAGAAGAACUAUAUCUACAAUCAAACUCCUUGAAGGGUGUGCUAAGUGAUCACCUGUUUUCUAAUAUGUCAAAGUUAAAUUCAUUAGACUUAUCUGGAAACUCUUUAUUAGCCUUGACAUUUUCUCCAAACUGGGUUCCACCUUUUCAGUUAUGGAAUGUAAGACUCCAAUCGUGCAUCCUUGGUCCAACAUUCCCCAAUUGGUUACACACACAAAACGAGUUUAAGGGUUUGGACAUUUCAAAUGCUGGAAUAUCAGAUAAGGUUCCAAAGUGGUUUUGGACUAAAUUAGCAUUGCGAAAAUGGAUUUCAUUGAAUAUUUCAUCCAAUAGUUUAUAUGGUACAAUUCCAUAUUUUCCAACAAAGAAUCCUUAUUCUUCUCUAAUUCUGGGAUCAAAUCAAUUUGAAGGCCCUAUUCCCCCAUUUCUUAGAAGUUCCACAUUGCUUGAUUUAUCUAAGAAUAAGUUUUCAGACUUUCUUUCAUUUUUAUGUGUGGGCAAUCCAAUUGGAAUAUUAUACCAGUUAGACCUUUCAAACAAUAGCUUGUCUGGACAAAUUCCAGAUUGUUGGAGCCAUUUCAAGUCAUUAGCUUCUUUGGAUUUGAGUCAAAAUCAACUGUCAGGAAAGAUUCCUACUUCAAUGGGAUCCCUCUUUGAUCUUCAAGCAUUGAUUUUGAGAAACAAUAACUUAACAGGUGACAUUCCUUUCUCCUUAAGUAGUUGUACAAAUCUAGUGAUGAUAGAUGUUGCGGAAAACAAUUUAUCAGGAUCUAUCCCAACUUGGGUUGGAAGCAAAUUAGGAAACUUGCAAUAUUUAAGUUUAAGAAGGAAUCAUUUCCAAGGAAAUUUACCACUGCAAAUUUGUUACCUGAGAAACAUUCAACUCUUGGAUCUCUCCCUGAACAAUUUGUCUGGACGAAUUCCUAAAUGUAUAAAAAAUUUUACUUCAAUGGCUCAAAAGGAAUCUUCGAGAAGAGGUCAUUGGUAUGAAGUUGAGACUGCACGUUUUGAAGGUUCUCAAUAUUAUGAUUUGAAUACAUUCUUGACGUGGAAAGGUUCAGAACAUAUGUUUAUGAAUAAUGGAUUGCUACUUUUAAAAAGCAUUGAUCUCUCGAGCAACUACUUUUCAGGAGAAAUUCCAAAAGAAUUUGAGAUUUUAAUUGAAUUGGUUUCAUUGAAUUUGUCAAGAAACAAUUUGAGUGGAAAAAUUCCUUCAAAUAUUGGUAAACUUACAUCACUUGAAUUUUUGGACAUUUCAAGAAAUCAACUGGUUGGUUCAAUUCCAAUGAGUCUUACUCAAAUUGAUCGACUCGGUAUGUUAGAUUUAUCACAUAAUCAUUUAGUUGGUGAAAUUCCUCGGGGCACACAAUUACAAAGUUUCAAUGCUUCAAGCUAUGAAGAUAAUCUCAAUCUUUGUGGACCACCACUUGAUAAAUUGUGUAUUUUCGAAUUAUCACCAGAAGAGAAAAAAAAUAAAAUUCACAAGGAUAAUUAUUCCUUUUUCAACCGUGAAUUUUAUAUCAGCAUGCCGUUUGGAUUCAUUAUAAGUUUUUGGAUGGUAAUUGGAUUCAUGAUAUUCAGAAGUUCUAGUUGUUGAACAAUGUUCUAUAAAGCAUUGAUACAGCAAAAUGUUACGAGAUAAUAUUAUUGUAGCCCUUCAUUAAUAGUUCAUUUUAGCAUGAUUUUCUUUAUUUCUAUACAGUUUUCAUGUAUUUAACAUCAUAUUUUCGCACAUCCUAAUUUAUUUCCUCUGCCCUU